Messenger RNA from Drosophila novamexicana, 3073 nucleotides. Its product is annotated as vascular endothelial growth factor receptor 2. Gene Ontology annotation, biological process: protein phosphorylation; positive regulation of kinase activity; cell surface receptor protein tyrosine kinase signaling pathway. The coding region runs from base 563 to 3061 and encodes 832 amino acids. The record is from RefSeq and is a predicted model, not a curated record. Gene Ontology annotation, cellular component: signaling receptor complex. The transcript is spliced from 15 exons. Gene Ontology annotation, molecular function: ATP binding; transmembrane receptor protein tyrosine kinase activity. NCBI's taxonomy places the organism in Eukaryota, Metazoa, Arthropoda, Insecta, Diptera, Drosophilidae.
AUGCAAAUGGAAAAUUAAAAAAAUGAAAAGAAAAUGUGCGUGUGCAGUCAACUAUUAUAAAAUCAUAUUAUAAAUCAUAUUUGCAUAGAAAGUGUGUGUGGCAUAAUUUACACGUAUUUGCAUAUACAAUUGAGAAAGAAUACAUUUUUUUUUUAGAAAUUGAAAGAAUUUGAGGAAAGAAAAAAGCACAACGUGCCAAGUGAAAACAAAAAACAGCUCUGUGAAAAAUUGAAAUUAAUAAUUGCUCUUCAAUUUUUUAAUGUAAAAAGCGUCAAGCGGCAAAAAGCGUCAAAUCACAAUUACCCAAAACAAAGUGUUUCGUAUUUGUAUUGGCCACAAUAGUUAAAUGGACAAGUGUUGUGAAACGACAACAAAUACAAAUACGUCAAGUGGUUACUCAGUGUCAAUAAAAUCUAAUGCCCAAUUCUGGUAACUCUUUAGAGUGAAAAAGCAACCUUAUUUAAAAGUAAAUUGACACAACUCUGAAGUGGACUAUUCUGUUAAAACUGAUGUGCAAGCGUCGUUUUCCCAAUUUUAACUAUGAGCAGAGCAAAUUUCAAGGAUGCUGCGGCUAAAAUUCUUUAAUUUUCUCAUAUCAUACGCCGCGCUUCUAUUGCUGCCCAGCCAUGUGGCUCAAAUGGUGGCGAGCAGAAAUGAAAGCGCCGCCUUAUUAAUGCCUGCGAUGCCAACCCUAUUGACUACCAUCGCAGACCAGGUAAUACCUGGCGUUCAACUCAAAGGCACCACUAUGCAAACUAUUUUACUCAAUGCUGUGCACAGUAGCAACAACAACACCAUCAACAACGACAACAACAACUACAGCAACAGCUUUGACAACAACAGUAAAACAAGUAACAAUAAAACAGAGCUAGGUUCCGCAGAGGAAGUGAACAGGAACAAAUUAAAUCUAAGUCCAUCUAAAGGCGAGAUCACGGAGCUGACCGCAAAUGUUACGUUGUUCAUGCAGAAAAUACCUCGCCUGCAGGUGCACUGGAAGGACAACCUGCCGAACGGCACCACAUACAAUGUGCUGGUGAGCGCUGUGAAUAGCACUCGCUGCCCGGAUGCGCCCUGCAGCGAGUACACCAUCAAACAGAAGCCCAGCAAGUACAUCUAUUUGCCGCAGAGUCCCAAUCCGAAUGUCGAGUCUGUCGACUGCAACUACAUGUUUGGCUGUCAAUACAAUGUUACCGUGGAAACGUCAAAUCUUCUCGUGCGUCGCUCUAUGCGCGUUUUCAUUCCACAUUGCGUGGCCGGCAAGUGCUCCUGUCAGCUAUCGCCGGCGCCACCCAAAGUGCUGGCCGUGGCCAAGAUGCAGGCUAACGAUACCAUUGGCAUCAGCUUCACCAUACUGGCCAGUGAACAGCUGCGCAAGGAGCAGGAGCAUCAUCUGCAUGAGGCCCUCCAGUCAUACAGAAUGCAAUUAAAAAUCAACGAGGAGAGCAAUCCCUCGCUGCCUUGGGGCGGUGUUCUGAAGAAUCUAUUCAAUCGGAUUUAUAAUCUCAGCGAAUUGCACUUUCGGCCCACAGCCAAGGGGUUUGAUGGCAACAUGAAGAUCAACUUGGGCACACAACUGAAGGAGAAGUCCUCCCUCAAUCUGCAGGCGAUGAUAAUAGACACCGCCGGCUGUGAGGGGCCGCGCAGCGUUACCAAAGUGCCAGUUCCCGCCAGUCCCCUGUUGCUGAACAACAAUGUCAAUUUGAAUAAUUCGCUCAUUGUCAUGACCACAUUACUCAUUGCCGUCAUAUUAGCGGGCUUAUUUACAUUGCUGUUGCGUCGUCGUCGCCGGGCCCGGGCUAAGGAACAACAGCAGAAGAAUCAAAUUUACAUGCAAUCCUUUGCGGCAGCGCCCGUCGCAAUGGAGGACAACAUCAACUACGUGGACAAAUAUGUCGAGCAGUCACAAGCUCUGGGUCUGGCGGACAUAUUUGAGGUGCCGCAUUCGGCGAUUCACAUUGGACGAAUGCUGGGCGAAGGCGCCUUUGGCCGUGUGCACGAGGCAACUGCCAUCAAUAUGCGGCGCAUGCGGGGCACAACGAUUGUCGCGGUGAAGCAGCUGAAGGCCAAUCCGUCGGCGGAUGAAGUAGCCGAGUUUCUCUCGGAAAUUGAAAUGCUGAAGGGCGUCGGCACACAUCACAAUGUGGUCUGCUUUCUAGGUUGUUGCACCAUUCGAGCACCCUAUCUGAUGAUCAUGGAAUAUGUGGGACGCGGCAAUCUGUUGAGUUACUUGCGUAUGGUGCGUCAGGAACUGGGGCAGCCAAAAGCACGGAAUGCCAACCAUCCGACUGGCAGACUGCUGACGGCCAACUCGAGAACUGCAUCUUUACCACGACCGCAAAGUGUUAAUUACAUUGAAUUGAAGGCCUCCAAUCACAGCAAUGAAUUGGAGUCGUCCGCCUCCACGAACAACUCAAGCUCGCAGCAUGCCACAUCGAAUGGUGUCGGCGCCAGAUUGCAAAAGCCCUCGUUUGCAGAAACUACUUAUACCAUUGUGGAUGAUGAGGAAUCAUUUGAGUAUAUACUCGACAACAAGGAGCUGCACAAUUUUGCGCUGCAGAUUGCAAAUGGCAUGCGCUUUCUAGAGGAGCAAGAGAUUACACAUCGCGACCUGGCAGCGCGCAAUGUACUAAUCGACAACAAUAAGACAUUGAAAAUAUCAGAUUUCGGUCUGUCUAGACAUGGCAUCUACACAAAUACCAAAACACGCAAGUUACCUUUGCGAUGGCUUUCCAUUGAAGCCAUACGGGAUAAUGUCUACUCGAGUAAGAGCGACAUUUGGGCAUACGGUGUGGUGCUCUGGGAGAUUGGCACACUGGGCGCAUCGCCAUAUCCCACAAUAAGCAACAGCGAGCUGAUACCGUUUCUAUUAGCGGGCAAUCGCCUGGAGCGACCCGAGAUUUGUACACCACAAGUGUACACAAUAAUGCUGCAGUGUUGGCUGGAGGAGCCCGAAGAGCGGCCCACAUUUGAUGCACUUUACAAGGUAUUAAGCCCUAAGACCACCUAUGUGGACAUUAACAGUCUGAGUGAUGAUUACGUGUUUCCACCGAUUAAAGAGUAAAUGUUUAAAUGC